CAACCUGGUGAUGGUAACUUAUAACCUUAUUCGCAAUUUUUACUUUCUUACAGUUUUUGAAAUCUAAAACAAGUUUAACCUACUACCAAAACUACUGUUGUGCUGACCAAUUUUAUAAAAUAUUUAGAUCUGUGCGCGUUAACUUAGCCUAGGUUUAAAUGUUAUGAAAUCUUAUUGAAGAACAGCAUCCAAAAAUAUUUUCGGAAUCCCCUCAAGAAUGAAAAAAGUGAAGAACAAAUCAUUUGGCUGGAAACCAGUUGAACUAAAUGAAGCAGUGUUAACUGGUGGCGUUGAAGGUUUGAUAGGUAUAGAAGAAUUAACUGAAUAUAAGCUGGAAAACAAUGAGUUGAAAUUGCCCAACUCUUUAAAAAAAUCAACAAGUGUGGGUUCCCCAAGGUCUAUGACUGAAGAAUCCAAAACUAGAAAGAGAAAACACAAAGGUAAUAGGCAGAAACAAACAAAUCUAACUAAAGGUGUUAUUAACAAAUUUAAGGUUACUCUGCAAGACGAUAAUAAAUUAACCAAAGGGUCAAAAGAAAAUACUGAAACUGAAUUGUCCAGUCCAAAGCGGAAGAAGAGGGAAGAGCUUACAAACGAUGACCUGAAAGAAAACAUCGACAUUCUACCUUGGUUGACAUUAGGAGUUCCAACAGUAAUUGCACAGGCUCUAACAGAUCAAGGAUUUAUGGAACCAACAGAAAUACAAAGACUCUGCAUCCCUCCAGCUAUCAAGGGAAGAAGAGAUAUUCUUGGAGCAGCAGAAACUGGGAGUGGAAAAACCUUAGCUUUCGGAAUACCAAUCAUCAACGGAAUUCUAGAAAACCUUAAAAACCAACCAGUUGAGAAUACAUACGUAGACAGUGGCAGUUCUUCAGAGAGUGAUAAGGACGAUGCUGACAAUGAAGAUAUUGGCUGUGUUAAGGUAGUGAAUCUCGGCAAACACAAGAAACAGUCUUCUCCGCAGAGACUCUGGGCCCUUGUGUUGACUCCCACCAGGGAAUUGGCUGUGCAGAUCAAAAACCACCUCACUGCGGCACUCAAGUAUACAGACUUGAAGGUGGUGGUUCUUGUAGGAGGUAUGUCACAUGAAAAACAACAGCGGCUGUUGAAAUAUCAGCCUCACAUUGUAGUGGCUACGCCCGGACGUCUGUGGGAACUUGUGAACCAGGGAGAGCCUCAUUUGAGUGACAUUGAAAACAUCAGGUACCUGGCUAUAGACGAGACUGAUCGCAUGACAGAAGUCAACCACUUCCCAGAGCUGCGGUCCUUGUUGGAGAAGAUCAACACGGACCCUGCCAAGCAGAAACUGCGGCAGAACUUUGUGUUUUCAGCCACUCUCACGUUGGUACACAGUCUCCCCAUGCACACCAAGCUGAAAAAAAAGAAAAAACAACUCGUGGUCUCGGCAGGAGAUAAACUAAAAAAUCUGAUCAACCUUCUGGGGAUAACUGACCCAAAGGUUGUCGAUGUUACAAGAAAGACAGGUAUGUCGGAACUGCUGACAGAAUCCUCUAUAGUGUGCAGCCAUGAACAGAAGGAUUACUACUUGUUCUACUUUCUGCAGCGACACCCAGGCCGCACUCUAGUGUUCUGCAACAGCAUCUCGUGUGUGCGAAGGUUGGCAUCGCUGCAGUCCGUGCUUGGCUGUCGUCCGCUACCCCUCCACGCCAACAUGAUACAGAAACAGAGACUCAAGAAUCUUGAAAGGUUUCGGGACAGCGCAGAUGGUUUGUUGCUGGCCACGGACGUAGCUGCUCGGGGAUUGGACAUUCCUAAUGUAGAACAUGUCAUACACUACCAAGUACCUAGGACUUCUGAGAGCUACGUUCAUCGCAGUGGAAGGACAGCACGAGCCAACCACGAGGGACUGACACUGCUACUGAUAGAGACGGAUGAACAGCGACAAUAUAUCAGACUGAUGAGAACACUGAGCAGAGACAAGGAGCUGCCGAGUUUCCCGGUGGUGAGUAACUUGAUGGACGCUGUCAAACAGAGAGUAAACCUGGCCAGGGACAUAGAUAUUUUGCAGCUGCAGUACAAGAAGGCGACAAGUAGCUACAACUGGGUACAGAAAAUGGCCGAGGAGAUGGACCUUGUGGUGGAUCAAGAUGAACAGCCCGAAAAGGUGAAUGACCGAGCAUCGUCGGUGAUCAAGAAAGAAAUUGCAGCCAAACAAAACAAGUUGAAGACUCUUCUGAAACAUUCUCUGCGACCGAAGGGCUUCUCUCUUAAGUACCCGGCUACAAACAUGGCCGACGACUCAAGCAGCCUACCACAGUCAGCUAUAGAGGCUGUGAGAUCCACACUCAAUGAGAAGGAGAAAAAGAGGAAAAGUUCAUCUAGACUCUUCAAAAAGAAGAAGAAAAAACUAACUACACCUCACAAUGAAGAAGCUUAAAGUGAUUGUUAUGAAAAUCAUGUUAUUAUUAUGGAUAAAGUGUUUGGCUUUUAUUUUUAAAUUUUAUUGAACCUUCAAAGUAAUUCAUAAAGUAAGUGAAGUUAUCAUUGUCUAAUGCACGAUUGGUAAUAUCACGGACUAUGUCGGAGAAGAAAUUUA
Messenger RNA from Macrosteles quadrilineatus (aster leafhopper), 2557 nucleotides. RefSeq names its product ATP-dependent RNA helicase ddx24-like. NCBI's taxonomy places the organism in Eukaryota, Metazoa, Arthropoda, Insecta, Hemiptera, Cicadellidae. The transcript has 11 exons. Gene Ontology annotation, cellular component: nucleolus. The coding region runs from base 218 to 2398 and encodes 726 amino acids. Gene Ontology annotation, molecular function: RNA helicase activity; ATP binding; nucleic acid binding. The record is from RefSeq and is a predicted model, not a curated record.